Molecule: messenger RNA, 7802 nt
Organism: Cercocebus atys (sooty mangabey)
Lineage: Eukaryota; Metazoa; Chordata; Mammalia; Primates; Cercopithecidae
Gene: ZBTB38
Product: zinc finger and BTB domain containing 38
Exons: 8
Coding region: 1263-4871 (1202 amino acids)
Biological process (GO): regulation of transcription by RNA polymerase II
Cellular component (GO): nucleus
Molecular function (GO): RNA polymerase II cis-regulatory region sequence-specific DNA binding; DNA-binding transcription factor activity, RNA polymerase II-specific; protein binding
Source: RefSeq, a predicted model, not a curated record
UUACUUGUAGAUCAACUUUCAAAAUGUAGGAAGUCAGAAUGGGUGACAUCAUCAGAAAAAUAUGUGGAGCUGAUCGCCACAAGAAGUGAAGAACCCAGGGCACGAAAGCGGUUGUGACUCCUGGGCCCAGGGAGUUGGCAGCGUCUGGGCUUCAGAGGAGCCAGCGCCUCCGAGUGGUCUUGAAGUGAGGCUCUGCUGUACUCCUGUUCUUGUGGCUCUGAGAUCUGAAUGUUGUGACCACUAAUUUGGUUCUGCAGAGGAGUCCCCAGCAUCACCUAAGAUGGAGGCUGAGCAUAUGGGCUGAAGUCUGUGCGGCAUCCUGUCCGGAUGUGACAAUACACUCACAAGCCACUGCUACCCCAGGACUGGCCUCAGCCCCCAGCUUCCAACUGUGCCUUAGUUAUUAGAGGGACUCAUCUCAAGAGACCGUGAUGAGAGGAACAGCGGUGCGCAUUUCUCGGGCCUGGCUGAGUUGGCAACCAGGAUCGUAUGCUAGAAAGUUGAACCAAGACUCUGAGGCUGAUAUGCAAUGUCACUUACAACAUUAAUCAGAUACUGCAUUUAAGGUAAGAGGCAAGGUGGAUUCUAUUUUUAACUCUUAUGCACUCCAUCAUGUGCAAGCAACUUGGGUUCUCAAAUUUGUAUUUUCAAUGCUGGUAUCAGUGGUUUGAUUUUCAGCAAAUGUGACAGUGGCCUUUGCAGUGGUCAGCUCCGAGCUUUGAACUCUCAGAGGAGGAAGGGGAAAAAAAUUCAACACACCACCUCCUUGGUUGCAGUCUCAGAGAAACCUUGGAUGAGAAACUUCUUUUUUCAAUCCUGUUUUCCUGUUGAUAAAUUCAGUUCUGUGAUCACAGUUCAUUCAAGCUGUUCUGCGUAUGAUUUUUGUGUGUAUGUGACAAUUGCAUCUAAAACUUGUGAGCAAGAAGACAGAGAAAUCAGUUGGUCUCCAUCGCUUUACAUAAAAAUGGCUGAGUGUCUUGUCAUGCUAGCACUGCAUUAAGUGAUGCACACAGAUCUUGAUGUGGAAGAAAUGGAGGACUCAGAACCAAGGAUUUCCAAGUGAUUUCUUCCAAAGCACAGGAAUCUAACUCUGUUAAAGCUGGUCCGUUCUAACUGAGGUGUUCUAUGAAUGCUGUACAGCAAUCCACUACAAGUAUGACUGUGCUAGAGAGAAUGGAGAAUUCAGCUGCCACAAAAAUCUGGUCUCUUCGCUCUCAUACUCUGUUGAGGAAAGAAGAUAUGCAGAAAUAACCAUCUGAUAAAUGCAAAAAGAAGAUAUUUUGAUGACAGUCAUGUCCCUUUCCAGGGACCUCAAGGACGACUUUCACAGUGACACGGUGCUCUCCAUCUUAAAUGAGCAGCGCAUUCGGGGCAUUUUAUGCGAUGUCACUAUCAUUGUGGAAGAUACCAAAUUUAAAGCCCACAGCAAUGUUCUGGCAGCUUCAAGCCUGUAUUUUAAAAAUAUCUUUUGGAGCCAUACAAUCUGUAUUUCCAGCCACGUCCUGGAGCUGGACGAUCUCAAAGCUGAAGUGUUUACCGAAAUACUUAAUUAUAUCUACAGUUCCACAGUCGUUGUCAAGAGACAGGAAACAGUCACUGAUCUUGCAGCUGCAGGAAAAAAGCUGGGAAUAUCAUUCUUGGAAGACCUUACCGAUCGCAACUUCUCAAAUUCCCCGGGUCCCUAUGUAUUCUGUAUUACUGAAAAGGGAGUGGUUAAAGAAGAAAAACAUGAAAAAAGGCAUGAAGAACCAGCCAUCACUAAUGGGCCAAGGAUCACAAAUGCAUUUUCCAUCAUCGAAACAGAAAAUAGUAAUAACAUGUUUUCCCCGCUGGACUUGAGGGCAAGUUUCAAAAAGGUCUCUGACACCAUGAGAACAGCUAGCCUUUGCCUGGAGAGGACGGACGUCUGCCACGAGGCAGAGCCUGUCCGCACACUCGCUGAGCACUCAUACGCUGUUUCUUCCGUAGCUGAGGCUUACAGAAGUCAGCCUGUACGUGAACAUGAUGGCAGUUCACCUGGUAACACAGGGAAAGAAAACUGCGAAGCCCUUGCAGCAAAACCGAAAACAUGUCGGAAGCCAAAGACAUUCUCCAUACCACAGGAUUCUGAUUCAGCCACAGAAAAUAUACCACCCCCUCCAGUAUCCAACUUAGAGGUUAAUCAAGAAAGAAGUCCACAGCCAGCUGCCGUUCUCGCUCGUUCAAAAUCUCCAAACAAUGAAGGAGAUGUCCAUUUUUCCAGGGAAGAUGAAAAUCAAUCUUCUGAUGUUCCCGGGCCGCCAGCAGCAGAGGUUCCACCUCUGGUGUACAACUGUAGCUGCUGUUCCAAAGCCUUUGACAGCAGCACUCUGCUCAGUGCCCACAUGCAGCUUCACAAGCCAACCCAGGAGCCUUUAGUGUGCAAGUAUUGCAACAAACAGUUCACCACCCUGAACAGGUUGGAUCGGCAUGAACAGAUCUGCAUGAGGUCAAGCCACAUGCCCAUUCCUGGAGGAAACCAACGCUUUUUAGAAAACUAUCCUACCAUUGGACAAAAUGGAGGUUCAUUCACGGGUCCAGAACCUUUAUUAUCUGAAAAUAGGAUUGGUGAAUUUUCCAGUACCGGAAGUACUUUGCCAGACACGGACCACAUGGUUAAAUUUGUUAAUGGGCAAAUGCUCUAUAGUUGUGUUGUGUGCAAACGUAGUUAUGUGACCUUAUCUAGCCUCCGAAGACAUGCAAAUGUUCACUCCUGGAGAAGAACAUAUCCUUGCCAUUACUGCAACAAAGUAUUUGCAUUGGCUGAGUACAGGACAAGGCAUGAAAUUUGGCAUACGGGAGAAAGACGAUAUCAGUGCAUUUUCUGUCUUGAAACUUUCAUGACCUACUAUAUACUCAAAAAUCAUCAGAAGUCUUUCCAUGCCAUCGAUCAUAGACUUUCCAUCAGUAAAAAAACAGCAAAUGGAGGCUUGAAGCCUAGUGUCUAUCCAUAUAAACUUUAUAGGCUACUGCCUAUGAAAUGCAAAAGGGCCCCUUAUAAAAGCUACCGAAAUUCUUCCUAUGAAAAUGCACGAGAAAACAGUCAAAUGAAUGAGUCUGCACCUGGUACCUAUGUUGUUCAGAAUCCACACAGCUCUGAAUUACCUACGCUGAAUUUCCAAGAUACUGUAAACACCCUGACCAACAGUCCAGCCAUCCCAUUGGAAACAUCUGCAUGUCAGGACAUACCCACUUCUGCCAAUGUACAAAAUGCAGAGGGCACCAAAUGGGGAGAGGAGGCAUUGAAAAUUGAUCUUGACAACAACUUUUAUUCAGCUGAGGUGUCAGUUUCUUCCACUGAAAAUGCUGUCAGUUCUGACCUCCGGGCAGGGGAUGUACCUGUUUUAUCCUUGAGUAACAACAGUGAGAAUGCCGCCUCUGUGAUCAGCUACAGUGGCUCUGCACCCUCGGUCAUUGUACACAGCAGCCAGUUUUCAUCGGUGAUCAUGCACAGCAAUGCCAUUGCUGCCAUGACCAGCAGCAACCACAGAGCCUUUUCAGACCCAGCUGUCAGUCAGUCCCUGAAAGAUGACAGUAAGCCUGAGCCAGAUAAAGUGGGUAAGUUUGCAAGCAGACCCAAAAGCAUUAAGGAGAAAAAGAAAACUACAUCACAUACCAGGGGAGAAAUACCAGAGGAGUCAAAAUAUGUUGCCGAUCCUGGAGGAUCAUUGAGCAAAACCACAAAUAUUACUGAAGAAACCAGUAAAAUUGAAACCUACAUUGCAAAACCUGCUCUGCCGGGAACCUCCACAAAUAGUAAUGUUGCACCCCUUUGCCAAAUAACAGUGAAAAUUGGAAACGAAGCCAUUGUGAAAAGGCACAUCCUAGGAUCUAAAUUGUUUUAUAAAAGAGGGAGAAGACCUAAGUAUCAGAUGCAGGAGGAGCCUUUGCCACAGGGGAAUGACCCGGAACCCAGUGGAGACAGCCCACUCGGGCUUUGCCAAUCCGAGUGCAUGGAGAUGAGUGAAGUGUUCGAUGACGCAAGUGACCAGGAUUCCACUGACAAACCGUGGCGCCCUUACUACAACUACAAACCCAAAAAGAAAUCCAGACAGUUGAGAAAAAUGAGGAAAGUCAACUGGAGGAAGGAGCACGGAAACAGGAGCCCGAGCCAUAAAUGUAAAUACCCAGCAGAACUGGAUUGCGCCGUGGGGAAGGCUCCUCAGGAUAAACCCUUUGAGGAAGAAGAAACUAAAGAGAUGCCCAAGCUGCAGUGUGAACUCUGUGACGGAGACAAAGCAGCGGGGGCUGGAAACCAAGGAAGGCCCCACCGACAUCUUACUUCUCGGCCAUACACCUGCGAGCUCUGCGCCAAGCAGUUCCAGAGCCCUUCCACACUCAAAAUGCACAUGAGAUGUCACACCGGGGAAAAGCCAUACCAGUGCAAGACCUGCGGACGGUGCUUUUCGGUGCAAGGAAACUUACAGAAACACGAACGCAUCCACCUGGGCUUGAAGGAGUUUGUCUGUCAGUAUUGCAACAAGGCGUUCACCUUGAAUGAGACCCUCAAAAUCCAUGAAAGAAUCCAUACUGGAGAAAAGCGUUACCACUGUCAGUUCUGCUUUCAGAGAUUUUUGUAUCUCUCCACCAAAAGGAAUCAUGAGCAGAGGCAUAUUCGGGAGCAUAAUGGGAAGGGCUAUGCCUGCUUCCAGUGCCCCAAAAUUUGCAAAACAGCUGCUGCCCUUGGAAUGCACCAAAAGAAACACUUAUUCAAAAGCCCAAGUCAGCAGGAGAAAAUAGGUGACAUGUGCCACGAAAACUCAAAUCCCUUGGAGAAUCAACAUUUCAUUGAUUCAGAAGACAAUGACCAAAAGGAUAACAUACAAACCGGUGUGGAAAAUGUUGUCCUUUGAGUGGCAAGAGUUAGAAAAAUCUUCAAAAAUAUAGUUGGUGUUUUUUUUUUUGGUUAUGAUUUAAGUUUAGUUUAAUUUUAUUCACAUAACAGUCAUAAAGGAGUGAAAUUUAAAAACAAAACAAAAAAACACUCAUUUGUGAAAAUUCCAGAAAAAGGAUCCUAAUAUCUACUUUGGGUUUUAGCAUUAACUUUAUGCAAAGUGCACAAAAACAAAAUAGCUGACUCCUCCAGUAUCCCAAGUUUCUUGUGAAAGUUAAUGAAGUUCUUAGCUGUGGUAUUUCUACCAGUGAAAAAAGGAGUUUAAUUUUAGCCUAGUUUGAAACUUUCUAAUAAUUGCUAAUAGGAACUGGCUGCUGAACUGUCUUUAGUCACUGGAGAAAAUGAAGAUGGCAUCUUCGUAAAUAUGUUACGUGGUAAUGAGCUGUGUGACGGUCUUUAUUCCCAUCUGGCUUCUGCACUAUUAAAAUUUGUUUAAAUUAAUGGAUACACAUGAAAUACUUAAACAAUAUAACUGAAAUUAUGUGCAUAAUGAGUAACCUAAAGUAGGACAUUCAUACAUUAUGUAGAACUACUUUUCUGCAACACAAACCUUGUAAAAUACAUAUAUAAAUCACUAUAACUUUUAACUGUCCAUAUCCCCUGUAGAGAAUUAUGAGGAGCAAUAGAUCUGCAAAUAAUGAGGACUGAUGUAAAAAUCAGUAGAAAGCAUUUUGAAUAUGAUUUCAGAGCAUGUGAAUGCUUUUAGAUGGAAUGCUGUUCCCUUGAAGUUAUGGCUCAGCUGUUCUUAGAACUGGUCUACUCAAUUCACAGAAAACAUAGGUCAUGCCUUAUCUAUGGGGGAACACCCUCCCAGAAUUUACCUGUGAUUACCUGUGCUGCAUAUUACUUUGCAAUGGCCUCAUCUCAGAGAAUGAAAGAGGGUCACAUUCUUCUGAAACUCUCUGCAGUCUUCCAACCACCACAAGGCCAUGGAUGUGGGGGGUCUAUUCCAGACAGACUUAAGGGUUCAAGUGGAAGCUGCCAUCUCCCAUUCCACUGAAGGACUGUCCAAGAGAUUUAGUGCAAGGUACACUGCAGUAGUGAAUUCCCAGGCACUUGAAAGUGACUGCCUAAUCCCUAGUAAUUGUAAUUACUAGCCUUCUUGGAGAUUAUGCAGCCCACAAGUACAGACUAGUAUAAAGCAAAAGGGCAAAGGAACCCCCACCCUCCACCCCACCCAUUAAUGACUUGAGUGGGCAAGAAGAAGUGAUGGCCUUCCUUGCCUAAAACAAUAGCUUUGUUUUUAGGGGAUGGAAAGGUAGAAUGUGGAGUGACAUGGUUCUAUCGUUUACUUAUGAGACUCAGAAAUAUAUCUACAAAGCCAGAUGCUCUGUCGUCAUAUUUGCAGACAUCUACACCCCUUGCUAAAAACCCACUGAAGUCUUUUUAAUGUUCUUUUACACUGACCCACACCAUCAACAUUACCCUCAAAUCUAAUUGCCCUACAUCAUAUUCUAUCAUGUGGACCAGGUUCCUGGAAAGCUGGAAUGCAUGAUUCUUUUUUAAACUGCCAGAAUGGGAGGGAGAGAGAAAACAUUUCUACCCUUUGAUCACCGGUGUGAACAGAAUCCGGAAUGCAGUUUCAGCCUGACCUGCAGUCAUUCAUGUUCAUUGGAUUUGACGAAUGGAAACCCAAGGUUAUCGAAGAUUGGAAGGUUAUCAUUGUGAAGAAGUAGCUUAAAGGACUCCGGUUUCUCUCUACAAGUGUGAUGUCUCCAUGAAGAAGACUUAGUAUGGAUUUGGGUGGGUAAGAAAGGAUUUAAACACCCACGAAAGGACAUGAUUAAAGUUGACCUUUUAAUACUGUAGUACCUUGCUGUUAAGUAACCCCACUAUUGUAUCUGCAUUUAUCUUUUGUUCAUCUACUUUCACUUACAUACAGUAUUAUAUAAGUAGAGAAAAAUGGGAAAAUGCAAGCAAAUUCAACUUUAUUUUAUACAUUGUAUAUAUGUAUACCCUACACUAUUCAUUUGGGUUUUGUUAGAUAGUCACAAAGGGCUUAUGAAAAUCAUUUUUGAAUUGAUAAUUAGAACAUUGAAUAAGCAAUCCUGUGAUCCACUAAUUUGUUUUAUCAGUUAAUAAUAUGAAUCAAAGAUAAUUAGUGUGUACUGUAGUCAUUUUGAUUUCAGUUAACCCCAAAUAUAAAAUUACCUGUAGUGAUGUCUCUCUCCCAGCCCUUACAUGUGGAUAUUUUUUAAGUGGGACUUGUAUGCUGAUAAUUCUAGACCAAAGUAAAUAUGGCAGAAUAUUUAUACAUGAAAAAAUAAUUUUGCAAAUAUUUUCUAUAAUUGUAUUCAUUUAAAAUGUUGAUAGCUUGUGUUAGUUUCAGGGAGGGGUGUAUAUUUUGAUAAAAAAAAAUACUUGACUUUGUAAUUCUGUAUAUUCUAUACAAUUUAUAGCAGAGCCGUUUUAAGACAGCCUUGUCACUUUUUUUGUUAAUUGUGAAAAUUUUAUUGAGUGAUGUUUAAGUAUGCAUUGAGUACAUGACCAACUAGAAUUAAAGUAAGUGUAAACAGUGAACAUACUGUAUGCUGUACAAGAUAUAAUGUAACUUGCUGUUUUAGCAUCUGUAUUUUGGUUAGAAGAUAUUAUUAAAUGCAGAUGUUAAGGAUUGGAAAAGUCUAAUUUUAUUUUUAGAAAUAAUGGAUAUAAAUUUGUUUUUGCUUGAUUAAAAUAGCUUAUUCCUAUAUUAAGUCUCUUUUUAAAUGUUUUAAUGUUAUUUCUUUCGUGCAGCUAUUUCAUCUGAGUCACAGCUUUGUUUCCACGUAUUAUUCAUUCGGUAUAUUUCUGUUUCCUUACUUGUUUACAUUCCGUGGUACCUACUUACGUGCUUAGGAGUCAAAUGGAUUAUGACAUUAGGAAAAAAGCAGAAUAAAAGAGAUUGAAGUCU